Molecule: messenger RNA, 1370 nt
Organism: Anopheles coustani
Lineage: Eukaryota; Metazoa; Arthropoda; Insecta; Diptera; Culicidae
Product: alkaline phosphatase 4-like
Exons: 3
Coding region: 1-1311 (436 amino acids)
Biological process (GO): dephosphorylation
Molecular function (GO): alkaline phosphatase activity
Source: RefSeq, a predicted model, not a curated record
AUGCAGCGGGAAGAAUUUCAUCUGGAUACGGGCGUAAACCACCCUGAAGGCUCUGAAAAUGAUCGCCAAAAACUUACCAGCGGCUUUCCCCGAUGCAAAAUUAAUUCCAUCCUGAGUAAACUGUGCAUUGGACUGCUUAUAGUGGUUGUGUUGGCGAUCAUUUUUAUUUGCGUCGCGUUCGUAAUAUCGUACGAGAAUGAGGAACAACUUGUCGCCACUAUUGAACUGCAUACGGUUGAUUUGCCCCCAGAGCAAUCGGUAUGGUUUGAAACGAACCUCGCGGAGCUACGUAAUGCGUUUCGCGUGCCGAAAAACAAUCGGCGAGCGAAGAACGUGGCCCUGUUCGUUGCCCUGGGCAUGGCAGAAUCGUCUGGCGCUCAGCAAACCCCGAUCUGGGAAUCUUUUCCUCAUCUGGCUUUGCUGCGUGCGUCACAAGAUCGUUGGGCUAAGUUUAACCCAACGGCCUUGUUUUGCGGCAUUGAAACUCGUCCCAACACGAUUGGAUUGGACGCGGGGGUGGAACCAGCGGACGAAUGCAUAAACGUUGAGCAUAAUUAUCAAACGCACGAAGUAGCAUCAAUUGUGCAGUGGGCGCAGGUGGUCGGACGUCGGACGGCGCUGGUUACCAACGGGGAAAUAGUAAUGCCCUUUCCGGCCGCGCUUUACGCACACACGCCGAACGAAAGCUGGACGUUUACGUCUCCCGAGCCCACACACUGCCCAAGCGUCCAAACGCAGCUACUCCGGAGUGAUACGGGAAAGCAGCUGAACGUCAUCGCAGGAUCCUUUGAUUGUACGACACCAUCAUGUAAGGACAAUUUUGUUGCUGCCUGGGAAGGGCAAAAAAUGCAAGAUGAUUUAUCCUACCGGGUAUCGGCGGACAUGAAUGAUCUUCUGAACUCCGGGGAUGACAGUGAAUAUGUGCUUGGCUUAUACAAUCAGUUAGAACUGAAGAAACCAGGCGCAUUCCAAAAUCUAACUCUCGGUGCAUUACAUUCCGUGCAUACAUCAGAAGGUUUUCUGCUCGUUGCAAUUGCGGACUCAAUGAAAGAGAUCUCUCUGCAGGAGCUGGACGCCACCGUGCGGUCAACAAUGUGGAAACUGAGCGAUACCCUCGAAGAUAGCCUGAUAAUAGUGCUCCGAUCUAGCAAUCGUGAAGGAUUUGCAGCCGUACAUGCCACGGGACCGAUGUCCCAUUUGUUGCAUCGUGUGCACAACCAAACGUAUUUGGCUCAUUUUAUAUCCUACGCUGCCAGAACUGGCCGUUUUCGAGAUUCGGAUCUAGCCAACUUUGUCCUUCAAAUAUUCUAAUCAUAUGAAUGUGAAACUUUUAUUAAAGGUGCAUACUUUGCCGAAGCAAUAAAUACGUG